Molecule: messenger RNA, 2173 nt
Organism: Pollicipes pollicipes
Lineage: Eukaryota; Metazoa; Arthropoda; Thecostraca; Pollicipedomorpha; Pollicipedidae
Gene: Sara
Product: Smad anchor for receptor activation
Biological process (GO): endosomal transport
Cellular component (GO): early endosome membrane
Molecular function (GO): metal ion binding
Source: RefSeq, a predicted model, not a curated record
GAGGCGCGGCUGGCGGCGGGCCGCGCGCCGGCCGCCGCCGCCCGCGGCCAGCUGGUCAGCCUCUCCGAUGAGGACAAGCACCUGGGCAAGGUGGCGCCCGUCUGGGUGCCCGACGAGGACGCGGCCAGCUGCAUGGAGUGUGACCAGAAGUUCACGGUGAUCCGCCGGCGCCACCACUGCCGCGCCUGCGGCCGCGUCCUCUGCAGCGCCUGCUGCAGCGAGCGCGUCUGUCUCGAGUACAUGGAGUUUCGCGAGGGGCGCGUCUGCAUCCGCUGCAAGAGCACCAUCGAUAGGGUGCAGCAGGAGAGCCGCGUGGUGGCCGCCGCGCAGCCGGCCGCCCGCCACCAGCGCGCCCGGCCGCCCAACCCUAACAACCCGAUGGAGUACUGCUCGACCGUGCCGCCCGCCCAGCAGGCCACCGCCAACGCGCCGCCGCCCACCGUCAUGGUGCCGAGCGUGCUGAAGCGCACCGAAGCGGCGGCGAUUCUGAAGGACGCUAAGGGCUGCAAGGAGCUGGCGUGGAAGCCGGAGAGCGGCAAACUGCCGCCGCUCUACCAGUCCGGCUCGGCAGGCGCGUCUGUCAAGCAGUCGACCCCGGAGGAGACGAUCGUGUCCAUGAUUCGGGCCGAGCGCGAUCUGCCGUGGUCGUUCCUCAUCAACAAGAACCUGAUGGUGGUCGUCAAGGUGUUUAAAUUGGACUGCUGCGUGGGCCGCACCUGCUGGAUAUUCACCUCGCACGGCCUCUCGACGGUCGGCCAGGAGGAGGUGGUCGUCAUUCUCGAGAGUCUGCCCAACGAGGCCACACUGCCCAAGGACGUCUUCUUCUUCUACCACCACCUGUUCGCGGAGGCGGCCAAAGGCAACUUCGUGACGGAGCUGGGCCACACGCUGUUCUCGACCCCGUUCCUGGACUCGAAGGAGCACGGCGGCUUCCUCUACCUGCGGCCGACGUUCCAGUGCUUGCACAACGUGCCGUGUCCGCCGCAGCCGUUCCUCGUCGCCGUGCUGAUUCAGAAGUGGGAGGCGCCGUGGGCGAAGGUUUUCCCGCUGCGGCUGCUGCUGCGGCUGGGCGCCGAGUUCCGCUACUACCCGUGCCCGCUGGUGAGCGUGCGCCACCGCAAGCCCGUCUUCUUCGAGGUCGGCCACACCAUCAUCAACCUGCUGGCGGACUUCCGCAACUUCGCCUACGUCCUACCCACCGUGCACGGCAUGCAUAUCCACAUGGAGGAGCAGCAGACAUCCGUGCUGAUCCCUCGCAACAGGUUCAACCAGGUGCUGAAGGCCAUCAACAACAGCAACGACCACGUGCUGGCGUUGGGGGCGAGCUUCUCGCGCGAGGCGGACAGCCACCUGGUGUGCAUGCAGAACGAGGAUGGCCAGUACCAGACCCAGGCCAUCAACAUCCAGAACCGGCCACGUCGGGUGACUGGCGCCAGCUUCAUCGUCUUCAACGGCGCCCUGAAGUCGGCCUCCGGCGUGACGGCCAAGUCCUCCAUCGUCGAGGACGGCCUCAUGUUCCAGAUCAGCUCGGAGACCAUGCAGACGCUGCGGGGCAGCCUGCGCCAGAUGCAGGACUACAAGAUCGAGUGCGGCCCGCUGGGCAUGGCGCCCGACGAGGUCAUCAGCAUCAAAUGGGUGGAGGACGACCGCAGCCACAACCUCGGGGUGAGGAGCGUGAUCGACGACAAGGCGCUGGACGGCGUGCCGUCUAUCCGCGUCCACUCCGCCACCGACUACGUGGGCGAAACGAAGCUCAUCCGCUGGACCGAGGUCUACGUCAUCAAGGUGACGGAGUCGGUGUGCCGGUCGGGCAGCGAGCCGCCGGACUUCUCGCGGCUGGCCGAGGAGGUGGCGCGCGGCACGUGCGUCGCGCUCACGCCGCACCUGCCGCUGCUGGCCGAGUCGGAGCGGACGCGCAUCGGGCUGCGCGCCACCGUCGACCGCGACACGGUGGGCUACGAGGCGGGCAGCAACGGCGAGGCGCUGCCGCCGGCCUGCCUGAACCUGCUGGACUCGGAGCUGGUGCCGGUGCUGCACCGGUACGCGGCCGAGGUGCCCGACAGCCCCAUCUGCCUGGAGCUGCUGUUCCACGUGAUCGACCGCUGAGACGACGCGCGCGCCUGAGGCGGCCCGGGGUCGUGUGAUGAGGCUGUGACGCCUGCACUGUGGGCCG